Manacus vitellinus (golden-collared manakin) is the source of this 3328-nucleotide messenger RNA. It is a transcript of the gene PDE4D, whose product is annotated as phosphodiesterase 4D. The transcript is spliced from 16 exons. Gene Ontology annotation, biological process: regulation of cardiac muscle cell contraction; cAMP catabolic process; signal transduction. Gene Ontology annotation, molecular function: ATPase binding; 3',5'-cyclic-AMP phosphodiesterase activity; transmembrane transporter binding. Gene Ontology annotation, cellular component: cytosol; nucleus; perinuclear region of cytoplasm. Lineage: Eukaryota; Metazoa; Chordata; Aves; Passeriformes; Pipridae. Bases 461 to 2476 code for a protein of 671 amino acids. The record is from RefSeq and is a predicted model, not a curated record.
UGUCCGGGGCUGCCGCUGCUGCUGCUGGGCGGGGAGACCAGGAGCCCGAGGGGAGGCCGGAAAUUCUCGUCCGGGAGAAGGAAGAGAGAGCCUGUUGACUCUGAAUUUGCUUCAAAAUAGACGCCGUCUCUGUAGCCUGGGCUUAAGAAUCUUUCCGAGGAUACUUACCAGACCGUAAGGAGUGAUAACUACUGUCUAGGACCUGAAUUGGGAAAAAAAAAGGACAGCAGAGAAAGAAUGCUUAGCAAAUGAUGCAUAAAUGGAUGGACGUGUACCUAGAAAACCCUGUGAGAAGUCUUUCAUUGGAUCCUGUGAAUUUUUAUUUUUGUGGAUUACAGUAAUUCUUCCAAUAAUCCCUGCUGUUGACUGCUCAUGCAGUUGUUCUGGCAUGCAUCUAUGAAUACCAUAACAGAUAAAUCUGGCUGACAAGGAAAACGCUAAUGUUGGAAGAUCUGUGAACAUGAUGCAUGUGAAUAAUUUCCCCUUUAGGAGGCAUUCAUGGAUAUGUUUCGAUGUAGACAAUGGUACAUCAUCAGGACGAAGUCCCUUGGAUCCCAUGACAAGCCCUGGAUCAGGGCUAAUUCUUCAGGCAAAUUUUGUCCACAGUCAACGUAGGGAGUCUUUCCUUUACCGGUCAGACAGUGACUAUGACUUGUCUCCAAAGUCCAUGUCCAGGAACUCUUCCAUUGCCAGUGAUAUACAUGGAGAUGACUUGAUUGUGACGCCGUUUGCUCAGGUGCUGGCCAGCCUGCGUACUGUACGGAAUAACUUUGCUGCAUUAACCAAUUUACAAGAUCGGGCACCCAGCAAACGAUCACCAAUGUGUAACCAACCAUCUAUUAACAAAGCAACUAUAACAGAGGAGGCCUAUCAAAAACUGGCUAGCGAGACCAUGGAGGAGCUGGACUGGUGCCUGGACCAGCUGGAGACCCUGCAGACCAGGCACUCCGUCAGCGAAAUGGCCUCGAACAAGUUUAAAAGAAUGCUCAACCGGGAGCUAACCCACCUAUCUGAAAUGAGCAGGUCAGGCAAUCAGGUCUCAGAAUAUAUAUCAAACACAUUCUUAGACAAACAACAUGAAGUUGAAAUCCCUUCUCCAACACAGAAAGAGAAAGAGAAAAAGAAGAGGCCGAUGUCCCAGAUCAGUGGAGUCAAAAAACUCAUGCACAGCUCUAGCCUAACUAAUUCCAGUAUUCCCAGAUUUGGAGUUAAAACAGACCAAGAAGAUGUCCUUGCCAAGGAACUAGAAGAUGUGAACAAGUGGGGCCUUCAGGUUUUCAGAGUAGCAGAGUUAUCUGGAAACAGACCUUUGACUGUCAUCAUGCACACUAUUUUUCAGGAACGGGACUUGUUAAAAACUUUUAAGAUUCCAGUAGAUACUUUAAUAACUUACUUGAUGACCCUUGAAGACCAUUACCAUGCAGAUGUGGCAUAUCACAAUAACAUACAUGCUGCAGAUGUUGUUCAGUCAACCCAUGUGCUGCUAUCAACCCCAGCGUUAGAGGCAGUGUUCACUGAUUUGGAAAUUCUUGCAGCAAUUUUUGCCAGUGCCAUACAUGAUGUAGAUCAUCCUGGGGUUUCAAACCAGUUUCUUAUCAACACAAAUUCUGAACUUGCCUUGAUGUACAAUGACUCAUCAGUACUGGAGAAUCAUCACUUAGCUGUGGGUUUCAAGCUGCUGCAAGAAGAAAAUUGUGACAUUUUCCAGAAUUUGACCAAAAAACAAAGGCAGUCAUUGAGGAAAAUGGUCAUUGAUAUUGUCCUUGCAACAGAUAUGUCUAAGCAUAUGAAUCUACUGGCUGAUCUAAAAACUAUGGUUGAAACUAAAAAAGUGACCAGUUCUGGUGUUCUACUUCUUGAUAACUAUUCAGACAGGAUUCAGGUUCUUCAGAAUAUGGUGCACUGUGCAGAUCUAAGCAAUCCAACCAAGCCGCUCCAUCUCUACCGCCAAUGGACGGACAGAAUAAUGGAGGAAUUUUUCCGUCAGGGAGAUCGGGAAAGAGAGAGGGGAAUGGAGAUAAGUCCCAUGUGUGAUAAGCACAAUGCAUCUGUAGAAAAAUCACAGGUGGGUUUUAUAGACUACAUUGUUCAUCCUUUGUGGGAGACGUGGGCAGAUCUUGUUCACCCAGAUGCCCAGGAUAUCCUAGAUACACUGGAGGACAAUCGAGAAUGGUACCAGAGCACAAUCCCUCGAAGUCCCUCUCCUGCACCUGAUGACCAGGAAGAGGGAAGGCAGGGUCAAACUGAGAAAUUUCAGUUUGAACUAACACUGGAGGAAGAUGGUGAAUCAGACACUGAAAAGGACAGUGGAAGUCAAGUAGAAGAAGACACCAGCUUCAGUGACUCCAAGACUCUUUGCACCCAGGAUUCAGAAUCCACUGAAAUUCCUCUUGAUGAGCAAGUAGGGGAAGAAGUAGAAGAGGAGGAGAACCAAACAGAACCCUGUGUGGUCGAAGAUCAUUCUCCUGACACGUAACAAUGAAAAUGCAGUCUCUUUCUCUCUUAUACUCUCUCCCUUUCUUUUCCUCUUUCUCUCUGAGUUUUUUCGUUUUGUUUUGGAUAUUUUUUUUUUAAUUUAGGUAGUGGUUUCCAAAGUGUGUGUCAUAUACUACAACCAUGGUCACAACUUGCUGUCAUCUGCCAGGACAAUUGUUGAUCAAAACUGACAUUGAUGACUCAGUUUGGCACUCAGGAAUAUCGUAACCAGAAUUUUCACCUCAGUGGCAUCAGAAAGCAGGGGGAGAACAUCCAUAAACUACAUUUUAAUAAGCUCUGCAUUUGGCAGAUUCACUUAAAUAAAGCAAAUAUUUUCAGAGGAGUACCACCUGCAACCAAAUGCUGGUGUGCUUUGAUAGUUUUUGAAUUCAUUGUAUUUUGCAAGCAAAGCAUUGCAUAAUGUUCAUCUUGAGAGGAAACAGAUAGAAAACAAAUUGAGGUUCCUACUGGAAAACAAAUUCAUGUAAAUGAUGGGACACAACAUGAUUGUUACCAACAGGAAGAUGAGCUGUGAAAAUUGCAUAAUUUUCUAACUUCAAGUCUUCCUGAGACAUGACUGAAAAAAGUGUGACCCAGUGGGUUGCACUAACCUCUCCAUUUUGUAUAAUAUGUGAGAGACCUUUUGUAGAGCUUACUUUUAUUAAGUGUACCAAGGUAUUAUAUUAAAAAAACAAACCACUUUCGUCUGACAAGGGUUAUUUUUUUUCCAAAGAGGAACUUGCAAGUUUUCAAUACAGAUCUGUGCUACACUGGAUAAUACUUCUAGGGUUUUUUUUUUUGCUUGAGGUUUUUUGUUUGUUUGUUGUUUGGUUUUGUGGUUUUUGUUUGUUUG